AUGGAGAUCAGCCAGGCUAUGGCCCGGGAGAGGGACCAGCCACCUGCUCCACGGUCCCGGGCGCCUGCGGCUGCGGCCAAGGCAAAGCGGCGCGCCCACAGUCCUCUGCGGCUGCGGCCGGCCCUGGCAAAGCCGGCCCAGGUCCUGGCCCAGGCAGCCGUCAGCCUGCGCCACAGCAGGUUACAGCGCAGGUUUCACGAGCUGUCUGGAGAAGUGGGAGAUCCAGCCGUUAGGAAAAGCUCCCGCCGGCUGCAGACUAACAAGCACAAGCCCUGGCUCGAGCCCACCUAUCACGGCAUAGUGACCGAAAACGACAACGCGGUGCUCCUCGACCCCCCGCUGAUCGCCCUGGACAAGGACGCCCCUCUGCGCUUCGCAGAGAGUUUUGAGGUGACAGUCACCAAAGAAGGUGAGAUUUGUGGAUUUAAAAUUCACGGGCAGAACGUGCCCUUUGACGCAGUGGUGGUGGAUAAGUCCACGGGCGAGGGACUGAUUCGCUCAAAAGAGAAACUAGACUGUGAGCUGCAGAAAGACUACACGUUCACCAUCCAGGCCUACGACUGCGGGAGGGGGCCCGAUGGCAGCGCCAACGCCAAGAAGUCUCACAAAGCAACGGUCCACAUUCAGGUGAACGACGUGAACGAAUACGCACCUGUGUUCAAGGAGAAGUCCUACCAGGCGUCAGUCGUGGAGGGGAGGCGCUACGAGAGCAUCCUGAGGGUGGAGGCUGUGGAUGCAGACUGCUCCCCUCAGUUCAGCCAGAUUUGCAGCUAUGAAAUUGUCACUCCAGACGUGCCAUUCACGGUCGACAAAGAUGGUCACAUAAAGAACACAGAGAAGCUGAACUACGGGAAGGAGCACCAGUACAAGCUGACGGUCACAGCCUACGACUGCGGGAAGAAAAGGGCCACCGAGGACGUGUUGGUAAAGAUCAGCAUCAAGCCCUCCUGCACCCCCGGGUGGCAAGGAUGGGACAGCAGGGUCGAGUAUGAGCCUGGCACGGGCGCCCUGGCUCUCUUCCCAAAUGCCCACCUGGAGACGUGUGACGAAUCGGUGGCCUCGGUGCAGGUGACGGUGGAGCUGGAGACCAGCCACAUAGGGAAAGGCUGUGACCGCGACACCUACUCUGAGAAGUCCCUUCACCGGCUCUGUGGGGCUGCGUCCGGCACUGCCGAGCUGCUCCCUUCCCCGAGCGGCUCCCUGAACUGGACCGUGGGCCUCCCCACGGACAACGGCCACGACAGCGACCAGGUCUUCGAGUUCAACGGCACUCAGGCAGUCCGCAUCCCGGAUGGCGUCGUCUCCGUCAACCCCAAAGAGCCCUUCACGGUGUCCGUGUGGAUGAGGCACGGGCCUUUCGGCCGCAGGAAGGAGACGAUUCUCUGCAGCUCCGACAAAACAGAUAUGAACCGGCACCAUUAUUCCCUCUUUGUCCACGGCUGCCGGUUUAUUUUCCUCCUCCGUCAGGAUCCUUCAGGGGAGAAGAAGUACAAACCUGCAGAAUUCCACUGGAAGCUCACUCAGGUCUGUGACGAGGAGUGGCAUCACUACGUCCUCAACGUGGAAAUCCCGCGGGUCACGCUCUAUGUAGACGGAGUUUCUCACGAGCCCUUCUCGGUGACUGAGGAGUACCCGCUUCACCCAUCCAGGAUCGAGACCCAGCUCGUGGUUGGCGCUUGCUGGCAAGAGUACUCAGGAGUUGAAAGUGACAAUGAAACUGAGCCCGUGCCUGUGGCCCCGGCAGGUGGUGACCUACAUAUGACCCAGUUUUUCCGAGGUGACCUGGCGGGCCUGACCAUCCGGUCUGGGAAGCUCACAGACAAGAAGGUGAUUGACUGUCUGUACACCUGCAAAGAGGGGCUAGACCUGCAGGUCCCCGAAGACGGCGGCAGAGGCGUGAAGGUCCAAGCCAACCCCGGCCGGUCGGUGCUGACGGUGGAGGCGGAGGACGUGGGGGAGCUGGAGAAGGCCCUGCGGCACGUGGCCUACCUCAACUCGCGGCAGUUCCCCACCCCCGGCGUCCGGAGGCUCCGGCUCACCAGCACGGCCAGGUGUUUUAACGAGGCCGCCUGCGCCUUGAUCCCUCCGGUCGACGGCUCAGUGAUGGUUUUGCAGCCGGAGGAGCCCAAGAUCAGCCUGAGCGGCGUCCACCAUUUCGCUCGAGCAGCUUCUGAAUUUGAAAGCUCAGAGGGGGUUUUCCUUUUCCCUGAGCUUCGGAUCAUCAGCACCGUCACCAGAGAAGUGGAGCCCGACGGGGAAGGGGACGAGGACCCCACAGUCCAAGAGUCCCUGGUGUCCGAGGAGAUCGUGCACGACCUGGACACGUGUGAGGUGACAGUGGAGGGCGAGGAGCUGAACCCCGAGCAGGAGAGCCUGGAGGUGGACAUGGCCCGCCUGCAGCACAAGGGCAUAGAAGUGAGCCGCUCCGACCUGGGCGUGGUCUUCACAGGCGUGGACACCAUGGCCAGCUACGAGGAGGCGCUGCACCUCCUGCGCUAUCGGAACUGGAACGCCAGGUCCUUGCUCGACCGGAAGUUCAAGCUCGUCUGCUCCGAGCUCAAUGGCCGCUACAUUAGCAAUGAGUUUCAGGUGGAGGUGAACGUGAUCCACACGGCCAACCCCAUGGAGCACGCCAGCCACAUGGCCGCCCAGCCGCAGUUCGUCCACCCUGAGCAUCGCUCCUUCGUCGAUCUCUCGGGUCACAACCUGGCCAACCCCCAUCCGUUCGCAGUGGUCCCCAGCACGGCCACCGUGGUGAUCGUGGUGUGCGUCAGCUUCCUCGUGUUCAUGAUCAUCCUGGGCGUGUUCCGGAUCCGGGCUGCACACCAGCGCACCAUGCGGGACCAGGACACCGGCAAGGAGAGCGAGAUGGACUGGGACGACUCCGCCCUGACCAUCACCGUGAACCCCAUGGAGACGUACGAGGACCAGCACAGUGAGGAGGAGGAGGAGGAAGAGGAAGAGGAGAGUGAGGAUGGCGAGGAGGAGGACGACGUCACCAGCGCCGAGUCGGAGAGCAGCGAGGAGGAGGAGGAAGGCGGGGAGCACGGGGACCAGAAGCCAGCCAACAGGCAGCAGCAGCUGGAGUGGGACGACUCCACCCUCAGCUACUGAGCGCACCCUCCUCCCGCCUCCCCGAAGUCUGCUGUUGGCUGCGCCCUGCCCAGGCCCACCGUGUACAGUCGUCUGGCCAGUAGGUCUGCAGACCCUCCCCUCGCGACCAUCACCCCUGCUUGGUGUGCGGGACCCCAGGCUCCCUCCCUGCCCUCUGCCUGGACCUCUGUGUGUGAGGAGCUGACACCCACUCCCUCCUGUCAUCUCGCUCCGCGUGGCCCCUCGCACCUCCAGAAACGCUAAACCUGGACUCGGUGACAAAGGGUUAAAACUGCUCACUCCCACUGGGUAAUCCUUUUGUUCUUUUUUUUUUUUUUAAUUUUUUUCCAAACUAGUGCAUGUACAAAAUGGCCGAAUGGGGGUUCAUAUGUAGAUGAACUUUUUAAUAUUUUGUAAAUAAAUUGGGAUUCCUUGUGUCCUUCGUGCUAGUAUAACCCAGGGUUGGAACGCAAGGUGAGGUGUGAAACCCUGAGCGCAGGAGACCCUCGGGACCCUGCUCCCCAGACAAGAGCGGGUCUGCCCCCUCGGGCACUGGGCACCGGAUUGUCCUGCCGCAGGUCUCGCUCCUGUGUGGGCCAGGGUGGAGGGGGCCCUCUUUGGGGGCUGGAAAGGCCAGUUCCUAUCUUUAGGGCCCCACCCGUUUCCCAUGCAGCAGCGGGUGGGCGCUGGGUCCCGGUUUGUUUGCACACAGCUCCUUGUGCAGGAACCCGGACUCCUGUGUGCAAACUGGGGCUCAUGCUUAGCUGUUGGUUGCGUACAUGAGGCGUGUGGGUAAUGGGAGGGGCACACCGUCUGCUCUUGGUCUGGAGACGGCAGCAGGCCCGAGUGACCCACACUCAGAGUCUGGGGACACACUCACUGACAGGCGCCCAGUGGCCCAGAGAGUGACUCCCCCCCCCCGCCCCCUCCGCCGCGGCCUGAGCUCUGCUCCCUCCCAGAGCCCACCCGCUCCCAGGAGUGCGGGCGCUGCUGUGCUUGGCGGCGAAAGGAAAGGGGGCGAAAGGCAUGAGCACACCCCAGCACUUUGUUCUUAAUUUACGUGUAACACUUCAGAUUUCUAAAACGGGGUGGGGUGGGGGGUGUAAUUUUGAAUACUGUUCUGUGACCCUAACUGCUAGUUUUGAGGACACUGUGUGUCGUGUGUCUGUGGCCAUCCCUCCAUGUGCUGUCACUGUAGCUGCUGUUUAGGCCGUGGACAGACACCAGCGGAGAUGAGCCGUCCUGGCUGUCUUGGCCACGUGUACGUUGAAAAGAGGUCGGAAGUGUCUGCACUACAAUAAAGAUCUGGUUCUAACUCCA
This is a messenger RNA of Myotis davidii, 4413 nucleotides long. It is a transcript of the gene CLSTN1, whose product is annotated as calsyntenin 1. Gene Ontology annotation, biological process: homophilic cell-cell adhesion; positive regulation of synapse assembly; positive regulation of synaptic transmission. Gene Ontology annotation, cellular component: postsynaptic membrane; cell surface. Gene Ontology annotation, molecular function: kinesin binding; amyloid-beta binding; X11-like protein binding. Bases 1 to 3114 code for a protein of 1037 amino acids. The transcript has 20 exons. NCBI's taxonomy places the organism in Eukaryota, Metazoa, Chordata, Mammalia, Chiroptera, Vespertilionidae. The record is from RefSeq and is a predicted model, not a curated record.